Molecule: messenger RNA, 5035 nt
Organism: Lymnaea stagnalis (great pond snail)
Lineage: Eukaryota; Metazoa; Mollusca; Gastropoda; Lymnaeidae
Source: the annotation of a GenBank genome assembly
ACUUCCGGAGACCCGAAUGAAUACUGCUUGAAUUGUCUACUGUGCUCUUUUCUUUGUUAUAUUUUCAUUUCUAUUGUUGGCUGAGGAAGGCUUUAUGCCGAAACGUCCGUGUUUUUUGUCCUGUCAUCUUAUUUCAAGCUUCCACAUACCUCGUUUCGCUAUUUCAUUCAUUUAAAUUAACAGUCAGUUUUCAGUUAUUCUACUGAUUAGUUCAAUAAAUUUCUACUUUUUUUGUCAUUAUUUUUAUAUUGCUCUACAUGCUUGACACUCCUCAGCAUUCCAAGUUAUUCCUUUAAAAAAUUAUAAUUUAAAAUAUUUGCAUAUAAAGCAAUUUAACCAUCAUGAAAGAAAAUAAUCUUAUUAUUCCUAUUUCAUUCCUUAUCAUUUGAACAUUCAGUCAUUUGGCAACUACUUACCAUCCAGUGCUGAACAACCAUUAAUUUGUGCCCAUUUUAAAAUUCAAUCUGAUUCUGUGAACAAAACAAGUUUAUGGGAGGAACAAAAACUUACUAUCACAUUGGAAAAACACAAGUCAUUCAUUUCUGUAAGUUAAAUAAUCUUUCAUUAAAAAAAUGUGUUCAAUAUGAAAUGAUUAUUAACCAUUGUUAUUAAAUUAUUUAACUUAUAUAAUAACUGAUCAAGAUAAUGUCUAUAAGUUUGAAUCUUAUAAUCUUUGUAUUUAUUUAUAAACGAUUAAUUUAUCUUGGUAUUUAUAGUUGAGAGUCAGUUAUGAGCUCAAAUUUAGUUCAAGAAUGAUUUGUUUAAUUUUUCAAAAGUUAUGCUGACUAAAAUUACUGUAUUUAUUGGCGUAUAACAUGCAAUUUUUCUCCCUGAAAAUAGGGGGCAAAUGAUGUGUGCAUGUCAUAUGCCGAUAUAAUGUUUAGUUUUUUUUCCUGAAAUUUCCUUCUUAAAUUGAGGUGCGUGUUAUACGCGGGGGCGUGUUAUACGCCAAUAAAUACGGUAUAUUUAAUCGCAUAAACUUUUUAAAGAUUAUGUUUAAUUAAGUAACAUGCAAACAAAGAAACUAAACUUUUAAUAUGUAGGCUACAGAAAUUGACUCUUUAACUGAACAUUUAAUCUAUACAGAAAGGGCACAAUGAAAGUCACUCUCUAGUCCAUCUCCAGUGCAUGACUACUGACCUUGAUCCCCACAAAUUAUUAACAUUCAUCAAGCAAGCAAGGUCAUACAAUGCACUAGCUAAAGGAAUGAUUUUGUACACAUGCAGGUGAGUUAAGAUGUGUUUACUUGCACGUGAGAUAAUGGUUGUAUACAUGCAGGUGAGUUAAUGUUUACGAUCUCAAACAGUUAUAAUAAUUUCCUUAUCACUGAUUGGUGAAUAGUUGGACAAUAUGUCUCACUAUUGAUUAAUUUUUACAAUAGUAGCAGUUUUAUUUCAAACAGAAUCACUGUUUGCUUAUUUUUGUGUACAAGUGUACACCUAUUUAAGCUGUGGUUCUCAGCCAAUGUUGUCCUAUGAAUCCUAUGUUGAGUCAGUUUGCCCAAUGAUUACUACUCAGAAUGAUUCAUUAAUAUUAUUAGCAAUAUAUUUGAUAAUAACACAUACGAAAGGAACCAAUUACCAUUCAAUUACCUUUACAUUACUAACAUCACUGAGGCUAGUAACCCAUUAAUGAUUAAAUGAAAUGAUAAAUUAUGUUAUUGAGAUUUUAAUAUAAAAUAAAGUCAUAAUUAAGCUACAUUUCUUUUCCUUUGAAGAUAAGUGAACACUCCAUUAAAAAGCAAAAUGUAUUUUUUAUUUGAAGAAUUUUUUUAAUCGUAGUCAAUUUUUUCCCCCAAAACUUAGAAAUGGCGCUAGAUACAGUGGCCUGGCCUGUGUGUUGUCGCUCCUGGUGGACAGAAUGGAACAUGAUUCAUGCCUGACAGUUCCCCUUGUUGUUGGAUCGGUCAAGUCCAUAAGACCAGAGGUUAUCCCCACUGUGGUGAGUUGAGGAUUUACAUCAUAAUGUCGUACACAUUUGUAGUAGCUCAUUCCUCUCUUCAUUGUAGCUCAUUCCUCUCUUCAUUGUAGCUCAUUCCUCUCUUCAUUGUAGCUCAUUCCUCUCUUCAUUGUAGCUCAUUCCUCUCUUCAUUGUAGCCCAUUCCUCUCUUCAUUGUAGCUCAUUCCUCUCUUCAUUGUAGCUCAUUCCUCUCUUCAUUGUAGCUCAUUCCUCUCUUCAUUGUAGCCCAUUCCUCUCUUCAUUGUAGCUCAUUCCUCUCUUCAUUGUAGCUCAUUCCUCUCUUCAUUGUAGCUCAUUCCUCUCUUCAUUGUAGCUCAUUCCUCUUUUCAUUGUAGCUCAUUCCUCUCUUCAUUGUAGCUCAUUCCUCUCUUCAUUGUAGCUUACUGGAAUCACAUAAAUAUCUUGAACUAUUAUCUUACACUAUAUUAUAAACCAAUGGUUCUUAAAAUAGGAUGUACAAUUGUUGGGGGUGCGGCUAAAUAGCUCUGAAGAUUUAGGGGCAGUGGCGAAUGAAAUCUCAAUUAUUUUAAAUAAUUCCAACAAACCAUCAAACAAAGAAAUAUUCAAAAGAGGAUAUACUAUUUGAGGGCCAUAAAUAGACAUCAAUUAAAGAUCAUAGAGAAAUGACCUUGGUUAUAAACCAAAAUCCAAAGUACAAGUGGUGAUACCAACAAUAAAAAUGUAUGGGCUAGUUAGCGAGGCCCUAUGAAUAGACCUCACGUUUUUGUUCAUGGGCAAAAAUCCUAGACAUUCUGUGUGCUGGGUGGCCAAGUGGGCUUCUAAACUUAGCCAAUCCCAAGACUUGAGUUCAAUCCCCAGCAAAAACAUAACCAGCACCCCAGGUGAAUGGGACUUGUUGACCUUGGAUGACGACUCACCUGGAGUCAUGCAUGAGGCAAGGCAAUGACACAAUGAAAAUUCCGACAACUGCUACAACAUAGAAGAGCACAAUGAAAUACAGAAGAAACACUGCUGGUCAUCUACUGCAUCCUGGUCUAUUUUACAGUCAUCUUGGCUAAGACCUGCCAUUGGAUCAAAUAGGCGAUGGCAAGAAAGUGAGGCUAGUGACCUGAGCAACUCUCCCUCACUUUCAACCAAACACAGCUCAAGUCAAGGCUACAACUCAAGUCAAGGCUACAACUCAAGUCAAGGCUACAACUCAAGUCAAGGCUACAACUCAAGUCAAGGCUACAACUCAAGUCAAGGCUACAACUCAAGUCAAGGCUACAACUCAAGUCAAGGCUACAACUCAAGUCAAGGCUACAGCUCAAGUCAAGGCUGUUACUUAAGUUGAAAAUUGCCUUGGUCAUCUUUGUGUGCAAAGGAUGAACAAUAAUAAUGAUAGUAAUAAUAAUAAUAAUAAUAAUAUGCUAGACAUUCUCAUUACGUCCAUAAGUUCCGUUCUGAGAAGACAAACCAGAUUUUGGACGUGUGUUACUUCAUAAUGAAGUUUGUUGGCAUUGAAAGGCAUCUGCAUAUGUGAAGACUUCGUUUCUUACAACAGCCAAAUCGGUCAUUUGCGAGGAAUAUCUAAAAAUUAAAUUAACAAAUAAAUUUGCAGUUGCGAGUAAAAAUGUUGGCAAUCACGAGGUGUUCAGGUCUACAAGAAACUGAGGAAACAAAAGUAUUCUCGCACUAUUUGGAUAAGUUAAGUAAAGAUAUUUCUAAGCAAUUAGAGAAUCUUCUCAAAUUCAGAUAAUUCUUAUGGAAAUUCAGAGAUGGGGGAUGGUCUGAAAUGUAUUUAUUUAUUUUGAACAGGACCAGUACAGAGUUCUCUAUGAUGUGCUACAACGAUCCACUGACACCGCCCAGUAUGGCAACGUUGGCAAUUUCACCACAGCAACAAAAAGUUCUGAUCUAAGUUUGGAUAAAGACGCAAAUACAUACGCCAACCUUUAGCCUGAUUAUAAACUUAUAUUGCUGUUAUAAGAAGUAUUGCCUUUAAGCUGAGUUGCUGUGUGGCGUCGGACAUUAAGUACGGGAAUACAGGGACUAGGACCCAGUCUAGGGAUUUUAUAAUCAUCAAUAUGCAUGUUUUUUUAUUCGUUUUGAAAUAAAGAUCCUUUGCAACAAUGACCCCUUUCAGCAAUGACCCCUUUCAACAAUGAACCCUUUCAGCAAUGACCCCUUUCAACAAUGACCCCUUUCAACAAUGACCCCUUUCAACAAUGACCCCUUUCAACAAUGACCCCUUUCAACAAUGACCCCUUUCAGCAAUGACCCCUUCAACAAUGACCCCUUUCAACAAUGACCCCUUUCAACAAUGACCCCUUUCAACAAUGACCCCUUUCAACAAUGACCCCUUUCAGCAAUGACGCCUUUCAACAAUGACCCCUUUCAGCAAUGUCCCCUUCAACAAUGACCCCUUUCAACAAUGACCCCUUUCAACAAUGACCCCUUUCAACAAUGACCCCUUUCAACAAUGACCCCUUUCAGCAAUGACGCCUUUCAACAAUGACCCCUUUCAACAAUGACCCCUUUCAACAAUGACCCUUUUUUGACACAUUGACCCUUUGCAAUAACAACCCCUUGCAAUGUUGACCCUUGCAACAAUGACCCUUAUAGCAGCAUUGACCCUUUACAAGAAUGACCCUUGUUUGUUUGUUUUUCACCAGUAUUGAUUGAUUACAUGGUAUAACUAAAAAUAACACUUCUUUUUUUGUACAAAUUUUGUGCUCCGUAGCUUUAUAAAUAACCCACAGAUGAUGUCCACCAACAAACAGAGGGCAUUCGUAAACGUGCUGAUUAUAUAUGUACAUAAACAAAAAUUCUAUCACAGAAGUUACGUUGUUUCAAGUUAAAGGGGAAUACAUGGUAUAUUUUGAAAUCAAGAAGAAUUUAUGUCCUGUACAAAUGUAUUUUUUAAUGUAAUACUGUGUAUAAACAUGUUUGGAGGAAUUUUUUUAAUAAACUACAUCAACUGUCUACUCACUACGUGUGGGGUAUCAGUGUGUGUGGGUGGUGUGGUGUGUGUGGGUGUAUACAUGCAGAUUUGUGUGGGUGUGUGUACCUGCGGACUUGUGUGUGUAUGUGUGAUUAUAACCAUUCAAAUAAAAAUAUCUAAUUAAUUAAAAUG